GAGAGAGCACCGAAAUGGCAGAGAAUCAGGAACUGUUCUGUUGCUCCAUCUGUCUGGAUCUACUGAAGGAUCCGGUGACUACUGCCUGUGGACACAGCUACUGUAUGGGCUGUAUUAAAGAAAGCUGGGAUCAGGAUGAUCUGAAAGGGGUCUAUAGCUGUCCUCAGUGCAGAGAGACCUUCACUCCAAGGCCUAAUCUGAGGAAAAAUAACAUGUUGGCUGAGUUGAUGGAGAAACUGAAGAAGACAGGACUCCAGGCUGCUCCCCCUCCUGCUCUGUGCUAUGCUGGACCUGGAGAUGUGGCGUGUGAUUUCUGCACUGGGACCAGAAAGCAGAAAGCCCUCAUGUCCUGUCUGGCGUGUCUGGCCUCUUACUGUGAGACUCACCUCCAACCUCACUAUGAAUUUCCUGCUUUGAAGAAGCACAAGCUGGUCAAAGCCACCGCACAACUACAGGAGAAGAUCUGCUCUCAUCAUGACAAACUGCUGGAGGUUUACUGUCGUACCGAUCAGCAGUGUAUCUGUCUGCUGUGUACAAUGGAUGAACAUAAAGGCCAUGAUACAGUGUCAGCUGCAGCAGAGAGGACUGGGAAACAGAGGCAGCUUUGGAUGAGUCAGCAGAAGGUCCAGGAGAGAUUCCAGGAGAGAGAGAAGGAGCUGAAGGAGCUCCAACAGCAAAUCACACCACGGUACGACAGCACCAAGGGGUAUGAAUGGAAACGGAACGAGACCACUCCUUUUGAGCCAACCUAG
Coregonus clupeaformis (lake whitefish) is the source of this 752-nucleotide messenger RNA. Its product is annotated as E3 ubiquitin-protein ligase TRIM47-like. The coding region runs from base 15 to 752 and encodes 245 amino acids. Gene Ontology annotation, molecular function: zinc ion binding. The record is from RefSeq and is a predicted model, not a curated record. The transcript has 3 exons. NCBI's taxonomy places the organism in Eukaryota, Metazoa, Chordata, Actinopteri, Salmoniformes, Salmonidae.